AUAAAGCUUAUACUUUCAGUAGCAAUGUAACAAGAAAUUGGAUAUUCCGAAUUCCAAUUCAACCGCUUGCUUGAUAGUUGAUACAUCUAAAUCCGAAAAUCAGAACAUCAUUUCUGAAGAGAUCCUCGAACUUCCCACUACCACACUACUAGCAUUUUCAAACGAUCACAACAAUAGCAUUUGGAAUUAGGAAAUUAUCAGAAGAAACUCUCACAAUUCACCAGUGGAUUAUAGAAUGUCGUUUUCGUUUUUCAAGCAAUCGAGGCCUAAAGCCCCGCAGGAAUUGGUGAAAGCGAUCAAAGAUAGUCUAAUGGCCCUCGACUCCAAAACUGUAGCUGAAGUUAAGGCCCUAGAAAAGUGCUUUGGUCAAUGUCUUGACCUUGUUUCAUUUUCUGGUCUUCUGGCGCUAGAGGAAGUGGAGAAGAAUAUAUCGUCAUUGAGAACUAUGUUGUCUGGAGAUGGUGAGAUCGAGCCAAAUGCUGAUCAGAUUGCACAACUGACCCUUGAAAUCUCUGAUGAAGAUGUUAUAUCUCUUCUUUUUCACAAGCUACCCAUUCUGGGAUGGGAAACUAGGAAAAACAUUGUUCACUGUUGGUCUAUAUUGCUGAAGCAAAAGGUUGAUUCAGUGUUUUGCUGCGAACAAUAUAUGGAGAAACAUCUGGAGUUGCUCGAUUUUCUUGUUGUUUGCUACGAUAACAAGGAAAUUGCUCUGACCUGUGGACACAUGCUGAGGGAGUGUAUCAAAAUACCAUCUCUUGCAAAAUACAUAUUGGAGUCUCCCAGUUUUGAGUUGUUCUUCAAAUUUGUUGAGCUGCCUAAUUUUGAUGUUGCCUCUGAUGCAUUCUCUACAUUUAAGGAUCUCCUUACUAAACAUGCAACGGCAGUUUCUGAAUUCCUGACCAGUCACUAUGAUGAGUUUUUUGAGCAAUACGAAAAACUUUUGACAUCUGCUAAUUAUGUGACGAGGAGGCAGUCUUUGAAGCUUCUCUCGGACUUUCUUCUGGAAUCACCUAAUUCCCAUAUAAUGAAACGGUACGUUGCAGAGGUUCACCACUUAAAAGUCAUGAUGACAUUACUGAAGGAUUCCAGCAAAAACAUCCAAUUAUCUGCCUUCCAUAUUUUCAAGGUUUUUGUAGCCAACCCAAACAAACCCCGAGACAUAAAAGUGAUCCUGGCAAAGAACCAUGAAAGACUUUUGGAACUGCUCCAUAGUCUAUCUCCUGGCAAAGGAGCUGAAGAUGAUCAGUUUGAAGAGGAAAAGGAACUCAUAAUCAAAGAAAUCGAGAGAGUAUCUCGCCUUCCAAACCUUGAAUCUUAGACUUAGUAUAUUUGAGGUAGCAUCCCCCUCACAGAAAUGUAAAGUUGAUUUUCGUGCAACAAGAAAUGUACAAACAUUUUACCUUUAGACAACCUAAUCUUCAUGUCAUCUUUCAAUUCAUCAUGUGAAAAUGACAGUUAUUUCGUGUGGUUUGAGC
This is a messenger RNA of Striga asiatica, 1475 nucleotides long. NCBI's taxonomy places the organism in Eukaryota, Viridiplantae, Streptophyta, Magnoliopsida, Lamiales, Orobanchaceae. The record is from the annotation of a GenBank genome assembly.